Messenger RNA from Symbiodinium natans, 450 nucleotides. The record is from the annotation of a GenBank genome assembly. NCBI's taxonomy places the organism in Eukaryota, Dinophyceae, Suessiales, Symbiodiniaceae.
AUGGCAGCAAUGAUGCGGAGCUGGUCGCAGGAGGCCGAAUACCGGAGUUUUGCGGCUGGCUUCCAUGCCACUCCCGGCCCACUUGCAAAUCCGCAACGACUGGCUGUGCUGAGAAUUCCUGGCCCGAGCUGGUCAAAGCACCCGUGGUUCUCUUCUUCAGUGGAGCAGUCACAGCAAUAUUCAGAAGAGGUGGAAUCAGAUUCAGUUUGGGAAAGUACAUCUUCUGUGCCGGAGGGACCUCUGGCCUCCGCCCGCAUGGGCCACAGUGCUGGCUUUCAACGACUCGCAAGCUUGCAAGUGCACUUGCCGGGCACCCUGGUGCCCUCAUCCGACGCGCACCUCAGCGCCAUCCAUGGCCACGACAUCCUUGAGGAGAAGCUGGCGGAAAUCCUGGGUGUGCCGACAGCAGCAGUUAAACUUGUAAAUUGUUCAAUGCACCCAACUCCAUGA